AUGUGUGUUUGUCAAACCAUGGAAGUGGGCAAGUAUGGCAAGAAUGCCACUCGCUCUGGAGACCGAGGGGUCCUGCUGGAGCCUUUCAUUCACCAGGUGGGUGGCCACAGCAGCAUGAUGCGCUAUGACGACCACACUGUCUGCAAGCCCCUCAUUACCAGAGAACAGCGCUUCUACGAGUCUCUGCCCCCAGAAAUGAAGGAGUUCACGCCUGAGUACAAAGGUGUAGUAUCUGUCUGUUUUGAGGGAGACAGUGAUGGCUACAUUAACCUGGUGGCCUAUCCCUACGUGGAGAAUGAAGCUCUGGAGCAAGAUGAUACGCCGGAGAGGGACCAGCCACGGCGCAAGCACUCACGGCGGAGCCUUCACAGGUCAAGCAGUGGCACUGAGCACAAGGAGGAGAAGCCUGGCCUGGCCAGUAACAGCACUGAAAGCAGCAUCCAGGAAAUGAAGAGUCCCAGGGUGGACUUGCACAUCCAUUCAGAUGUUCCAUUUCAGAUGUUGGAUGGGAACAGUGGUCUGAGCUCUGAGAAGAUCAGUUAUAACCCCUGGAGUCUGCGCUGCCAUAAGCAGCAGCUGAGCCGCAUGCGGUCGGAGUCCAAGGAUCGAAAGCUGUACAGUAUCCUUUGGGAAGCAGAACUGGGUGUGUCAGAUUGCUGCUGCUGCUGGUCUUACCUGUUUGUGCCUGUGGCAGCUAGGCCUGUGUUUACUUUGGCACUUCUGUCCUUCACUCAGCUAG
Messenger RNA from Acanthisitta chloris (rifleman), 739 nucleotides. Its product is annotated as inositol hexakisphosphate kinase 1-like. Gene Ontology annotation, cellular component: nucleus; cytoplasm. Lineage: Eukaryota; Metazoa; Chordata; Aves; Passeriformes; Acanthisittidae. Gene Ontology annotation, biological process: phosphatidylinositol phosphate biosynthetic process; inositol phosphate biosynthetic process. The record is from RefSeq and is a predicted model, not a curated record. Gene Ontology annotation, molecular function: inositol hexakisphosphate kinase activity. The annotation marks the transcript as partial. The transcript is spliced from 3 exons.